CCAAUCCAGAAACCUGGUUUGAUCAAUCGCCACGUCUGCCAUUGCAUCGAUUGCCGCAAGAUUGGCUCGGCCUUCUUCCAAUCCAACAUCACCGUGGCAGAUUUUCAAGUCAAGUACAUCCGUGGCGAAGAUAACCUCACAACCUUCAGCGAGAUUAGAACGGUGCGUGCGAAUGCACUCAUGACGAAUCACUUUUGCAAGCCCUGUGGGACUCUAAUGUAUCGUUGUGGAGCUCGGUGCCCGGGAUUGACGAUUCUGCGUACUGGGACAGUUGAUGAUGGUUUGCUGGCGGAGACGACUCUG
Molecule: messenger RNA, 303 nt
Organism: Aureobasidium namibiae CBS 147.97
Lineage: Eukaryota; Fungi; Ascomycota; Dothideomycetes; Dothideales; Saccotheciaceae
Exons: 1
Molecular function (GO): carbon-sulfur lyase activity
Source: RefSeq, a predicted model, not a curated record